AGCACUAGACCAGCGGAUCUGGCAGCUGCACCGAACAUCCGGGCCACAGCGAGCUCGGCGGCUCCGCCUCCCAGUAACCUGGGCAACCGCUCCGAAGUUCCUCCCCCACUUCCGGGUUUAGGCUCUGAUGUCCCGCCCCACGAGGGGUCGCUGCUUCGCGUCCCGCCCUCCUCGCCAGGAGUCAGUGGGUAGGGGUCGGGCUUGAAGUCGUCGCUGCAGGACGGUUCUUGUGUCCCCGGACGCAGACCAUGGAGAGCGCGCUGGCGGUGUCCCGGCUGCCCCCGCAUGAUCCGGGGACGCCGGUGCUGUCGGUGGUCGACAUGCACACGGGCGGCGAGCCCCUGCGCAUCGUGCUGGCUGGGUGUCCGGAGGUGUCCGGGCCCACCCUGCUGGCCAAGCGGCGCUACAUGCGCCAGCACCUUGACCACGUGCGGCGACGGCUCAUGUUCGAGCCCCGAGGGCACCGGGACAUGUACGGGGCUGUCCUAGUGCCGAGCGAGCUGCAGGACGCGCACUUGGGCGUCCUGUUCCUGCACAACGAGGGCUACAGCUCCAUGUGCGGCCACGCAGUGCUGGCGCUGGGCCGCUUUGCCUUGGACUUCGGGCUUGUGCCGGCGCCCGCUGCGGGCACCCGCGAGGCCCGCGUCAACAUCCACUGCCCGUGUGGGCUGGUGACCGCCUUCGUGGCGUGUGAGGACGGCCGCAGCCACGGCCCGGUGCGCUUCCACAGCGUCCCGGCCUUUGUGCUGGCAACAGAUCUCAUGGUGGAUGUUCCCGGACAUGGAAAGGUGGUGGUGGACAUUGCAUAUGGCGGUGCAUUUUAUGCAUUUGUUAGUGCUGAAAAGUUAGGACUAGACAUUUGUUCUGCAAAGACCAGGGACCUUGUGGAUGCAGCGAGUACAGUAACAGAGGCAGUGAAAGCUCAGUUUAAAAUUAAUCAUCCUGAUAGUGAAGACCUUGCCUUUUUAUAUGGAACCAUAUUAACAGAUGGAAAAGAUGCUUAUACCAAGGAACCAACCACCAACAUUUGUGUUUUUGCAGAUGAACAGGUUGACAGAAGUCCCACUGGCUCGGGAGUGACAGCCCGAAUUGCUUUACAGUAUCACAAAGGGCUUCUGGAACUGAACCAGAUCAGAGCCUUCAAAAGCAGUACCACUGGCUCAGUAUUCACAGGGAAAGCUGUGAGGGAAGCGAAAUGUGGUGAUUUUAAAGCUGUUAUAGUGGAAGUAUCAGGACAAGCCCACUACACGGGUACAGCAAGCUUUAUAGUAGAAGAUGACGACCCACUGAGGGAUGGAUUUCUUCUCAAGUGACUUCUUCCAUGAUUUUGAGGGCUUUCUUUUUAAAGUAAUCAUUAUCCAUAAUGAUUGUUUUCUCUAAAUUAGGUGAAAACCAAUAAUCAAAUUAUACAUAUAAACUAAUUUUCUUUCUAAAAUACUACCCUGUGACUAAAUAUAAAGUCAUUAUACCUCAUAUUUGCAACUGUAUUUUGGUAUAAAUAUCACUUAUGUCUAGCAUACAAAAUGCCAGAAAUGCAGUCUUUUUCUCAUGAUUAACAUAUCAGGUAAAAUUAAAGCAGUAGUUACUUUUAAAAUAUUGCUCUAUGGUAAUUACUAUUAAUAUCAUAUUUUGUUUUAAAGACUCUUUGAAUAAUA
Molecule: messenger RNA, 1655 nt
Organism: Mandrillus leucophaeus (drill)
Lineage: Eukaryota; Metazoa; Chordata; Mammalia; Primates; Cercopithecidae
Gene: L3HYPDH
Product: L-3-hydroxyproline dehydratase (trans-)
Exons: 5
Coding region: 249-1313 (354 amino acids)
Molecular function (GO): hydro-lyase activity
Source: RefSeq, a predicted model, not a curated record